This is a messenger RNA of Bipolaris oryzae ATCC 44560, 942 nucleotides long. RefSeq lists its product as uncharacterized. The record is from RefSeq and is a predicted model, not a curated record. Gene Ontology annotation, molecular function: oxidoreductase activity, acting on the CH-OH group of donors, NAD or NADP as acceptor. Lineage: Eukaryota; Fungi; Ascomycota; Dothideomycetes; Pleosporales; Pleosporaceae. The coding region runs from base 1 to 942 and encodes 313 amino acids. The transcript is spliced from 4 exons.
AUGGAUCCCGCAGAAUUUGGCAUCAGUACUCUUCCCCUACAACAUGUCCCCUACGGGCCCAUCCUCCCCGAAGCCCUCCAAGGCUCCAACUCCGGAAAAAUCGCCCUCAUAACGGGCGCAGGCCAGGGUAUCGGCGCGGCCAUUUCCGAAUCCCUAGCAAAAUCCGGCGCCAGCGUCGCCCUCUUGGAUCUCAGCGUCGACAAGCUAGAUCAAACCAAAAAGACAUGUUUAUCCUUUGGCGUCAAAGUAGAAGCAUAUGGGUGUGAUGUGCGGGAUCAGGAGCGAGUGAAGGAAGUUGUGGCGCAGGUGACGAAGCAACUAGGGCCGAUUGACGUGCUAGUGAAUAAUGCGGGCAUAUUCGAUCAGCGGCCGUUUAUUAUGAGUACAUUUGAGGGUUUCUGGAAGCAGAUUGAGGUUAAUUUUAAGGCUCCUUUGAUGCUCAUUCACGCUGUUCUGCCGCAAAUGCGCGACCGUGGACACGGCUGCAUCAUCAACCUGGCGUCACGAUCUGGAACCGUGGAUGUGCCUAUGACGCUUGGAUACGGGACUUCCAAAGCAGCGCUCAUCCGUGCAACGCAUACGCUGCAGAAAGAGAUGGAGCUGGAAAAGUUGGAUCCUGCAAUUCACAUCUAUGCGCUUCACCCAGGUGGUGUGCGAGGCAACAUGGGUGGAGUUGCUGUUGGAGAGGAUGUGACGGCGAAGUAUGGCAAGAGUGUCUCGGAUGAAGAAUUUUUCAAGCACCUGUUCAAGGAUGACCCGUCGCUUUGCGGACAGACAUGUGCGUGGCUGGCAAGCGGCCAAGGCAAGGAACUACGAGGACUGUUUUUGGAUUGCCGACAGGAUGUUUCGAAGUUACUAAGCAUUGGACGCGAGACGUUGCUGAAAGAGAAACGGAACACAUUGACGAUUGAUUUUGUCGAUGGUUAUUGUAACGAACCAUAG